Blastomyces dermatitidis ER-3 is the source of this 765-nucleotide messenger RNA. Its product is annotated as serine/threonine protein kinase. The transcript has 2 exons. Gene Ontology annotation, molecular function: protein kinase activity; ATP binding. Lineage: Eukaryota; Fungi; Ascomycota; Eurotiomycetes; Onygenales; Ajellomycetaceae. Gene Ontology annotation, biological process: protein phosphorylation. The record is from RefSeq and is a predicted model, not a curated record. Bases 1 to 765 code for a protein of 254 amino acids.
AUGUUACGCAGUAGAAUCAAUCUCUUUCAUAUGGAGCUGGUCAGCAACAAAUACGAUGUGCUCGUCGAGAUGGGCCGGGUGGGCGGCGGCUUCAAUGCAGGCAUCGCCAUCGUUAGGCGUAGAUCAGACCGACUAAUUUGUGUUCGCAAGCGACUCGUCCUCGGCCAGCUAUCGACGCCGCGCCACUGGAAUCGAGAGGCAGCCCUCAUGCGUAAACUGCGAGGACAUCGGAACAUCUGCGGCAUCAUCGAAGCUGACAUCGGGCCGGAGAAGGGCGAAUUAUACCUCGAGUAUUGCAAAAUGGGCACCCUGCACGAUUUCAUAAAAUACAUGAAAGGCACCAACCUCGCUGUUCCUGAGCCAUUCGUGUGGCACGUGCUGACCAUAUAUCCAACGGUUAAGUUGGGUGAUUUCGGCCUCGCUAUCAACAAGGAGGACAUCAAUAACUUGAGUUCUACCAGCAGGGCAGUGUGCGCCCCAGGUUGGUUCCCCCCGGAGUACCCUCUAUGUGGUGAACGUAGCGAUGUCUACCGUACUGCGGCGAUAGCCCAGUUGUUGUGCCUGCCUCACUGGGCCCUUGGCAUUGGUGCGCAAAUAUCAUCACCUUACAGUUCAGAACUGGCUACUUGUAUUCGUACCGGAAUGAGCGGAAAUAUCCACGAGCGUCCUUUUGCUUUGGAGUUUGCUAGGUUCAUAGACAGCCGGACACCUUGCCUCGCGCAAAUUCCGGUUCCCAGUGGCGCGUUCAGGGUUCGUGAAUUGUAG